AGGCCCAUAUUUUAAAGAAAGAGCGUUCUGCAGUUCUAUGCCAUUAAAUUAAAAAUAUUCACUGUAUUAAUGUAUACUUAUCUUAUUUGGUUUUUAAUGGAAUAUCUGUAUGUAUAUUAUGUAACUUAUCUUUUGAAUGCAUCGCAACUCCGCGAGUGCCACUGAUACAAAAGCGCCAAUGUUUUCAGAAUUAUCUGACGUCACUCUAUAAUCCGCUAAGAUUUGUCUCUUUGAGGAUUAUCCCUCUUCUAUCACAUGUCUACGAGCCUAUGUCCUCAUUGUUUAUCAGCUAACACGGCAACCUGAAUCAAUAGAACUGAAUAACACUCCCACAUCAGUCACCUUCUUUACCAAACUGGUUGGAGUUUACUUGCAUAUGUCAGACGAUUUGGCUUUUGUUGGUAUAUUAUAGACAGCUUUAAAACGUAAUUACUGGAUUGUUCCAGAUUCUCAACCCGUCUUACAAAAUGGUGCAGUUUGGACUAAAUGAAUAAAGCUGUUUCUAUGCUAAACGUGAAAAGAACUCAUAAAAUGAAGGGUGACUACCGAGCAAUGGUUCAAAACAUGAACCGUCGUCUGGUAAUGCCUAAUCGAGGGAAGGGCAUGGUUAUGAAACUAGAUGCGGAGCGAGAGGCUCGACAUCUUGAUUAUGCUCGGCGGAUUACUGAAGCAAGCAUCAGCAGAGAAGAAAAAGAGUUGCGUCGAAAGGUGGAAUGUCUGCAAGACUUGAUGGAAUCAAAUAAAAUGCGAAGAGGAACAAUCCACAAUGCAGAAACACUAGGAGGAGAAAAUGUGGGAAAAAACAAAAAGCAACCAAAUCGAAAAGGACAAGAUGAACUCUUUAGAACUGAUGCUGUGAAUGCUAUUCAAAAGGGGAAGUAUCAUAAGAGAAGGAAUGUUGAUAAUUUAAGUUUACUUAAGAAGUCAAUGGGAGAAAUAGAAGCAGCUAACAUUAAACGUAAAAUUGAAGAAAAAAACAAGUUACUCAAAGUCAUGUACGACGAGGCUAAAAGCAGAGGUAACACCCCGCAAAUGGAAACAAAUCAGGAAUCUUGUGAAGCUCCAAAAACAAACGCAUUUACAUUACCUGAGGUACAACCAACACUCAACAUUAGUAAUAAGGAUAAAAGUAAUAAUGUGUUCCGGCUUCAGAGAAAAAUAUCUUUGAGCAAUUUGAUAGCUAGUGGAGAGAUCAACAGCACAUUGCAGAGAUUCAAUAAACAUAGAAGUAUUAUUGGAAAUUCUGAUGCCGGCAAACCAAUCAUAACCCAAUCAUUGCUAGUGAGUGCAAAAGAGUCAGACUGCCAUGGUAGAACGCCUAGGCGUCAAUCCAAUGUCCUUGUGAAUAAAAGGUCUCGUAACAACAUCAAACUACCUCCUCAGCUAGUCCCAACAAAAUAUCAAAAAGAACUCCUUAAAUACAAUCCGUUUCUAAGGAGUAAUUUUGCGCCAGUCGUCUCGAGAUCUAGGGCUCUCCUGGACUCAAAGAAACCAGAUGAAAUGUAUGCAUGGCUUGGAUUUGCGUCUCAGGACCAGUUUGAACAAAAUAAACUAGAAGAACUAAAAGGAAGCAAGAAAAUGACAAUGAAAGAGGAUCUUAAACGGUUGCCAGCGUUAGGUACAUUGAGUGAAGUUGAUAAUAAAAGCGAAACAAACAAUAAUGUAGCUGCUGUUGCUGCCAAAAGUGUUACAAAAUUGCACGAUGCCGAUGAUGAAACAGAGUGUAAAAAUACCACAGACGACGCGAAAAAUAAUGAAGCACCCACCCGGACCAGAACCCCACCUACGGUGACAGAAAUUAACAGUGUGGAGCUAGAUUUAAAGAAGAUAAAUAUAAAUGAUGCUCGCGUGCCAGAAAACAUUGAGGAAAAUGAAAUCCCGAUUGAAAUAAAUGUACUGAAAACAACAGAAAGAUUAACCUUACAAAGGACGGAAUCUAAUCUGAACCGACAAUCAUUUAAGUUAGGGGCUCCAAAGACAUUGAUUAUUAGACCGACGGCCCGACAACGAAAACCUUUGCUAAAGUUUACAGCAGCAGUUAGAGCAGUUCUCAUUGUUCGACAAUUUCAAAUGAAUUAAAUAAUUUGUUCACAUGUUUCUUUAAAGUAAUCUCAUGGAUUACUAUGUAAUUUUGAUAGAAAAUCAGACUUUGUACCAGUAUUCACUCCGAAGGGUUUGACAGAACCUGUCCCCGCCCAUUUGUGCUCCCACAGGAGAGAGAUAUUCCUCCUCCCCGUCGGAGACAUCGGCUUUCCGUCCGGCAAAUCCUGGCGCCACCAUAAACCGAGCUAAUAAUCUAUACUCAAUAUCUAAAAUGUUCACUUUGUAUAUUUUCGUAAGUUACGUUAGCUUCCUAUGGACUUUGCGAAAACCAUAAAUCAAUAGACACAAUUCUAUUCCUGUACAUACCUCCUAUUGUCUUCAAUUUAAGUAUUUAACUGUUAAUAAACUAGCAAAAAACUGAAUAGUUUCAGUCUGUGUUUUAAGAAGAUAACCCUUUUAAUGAUCUCUUUAAAUACACGCUCAUAUACCGUAUCUUUCAUAGAGGAAUUCCUCCAUGCUCUUACGUGAAACAGCUGUAAUUGAAUUUAUUUGUAUGAAUCAUUGUUAAACAAUUAAAGGUGUAUGGAAGUCGAAAUACCACGCUAAUUUUGAAAAAGUAGAAAAGAAAUGAAAGAUAUCUGUUAAUAGUUUUGUCAAAGCGUACGAUAGGCGUUCAAGUCCAAGGUCAGUAUAGUAUUUGUAUGCACUGAUUAAAUAUAAUAAUUGUGGUCUAAAACCCUAAUCUACGAUUAAGAGUUUGUUUGUAUGAAAGGGUCAAAGAAUGCAUCUAUAACUUGGUACUUUAGGGUGAUAAGAUGUGACAGGUCAACACCAAAAACAGGACAAUUCAGGCUAAAUAAAAUUGAUUGAUAGUUUAA
This is a messenger RNA of Anneissia japonica, 2921 nucleotides long. RefSeq lists its product as uncharacterized. The record is from RefSeq and is a predicted model, not a curated record. Lineage: Eukaryota; Metazoa; Echinodermata; Crinoidea; Comatulida; Comatulidae. The transcript is spliced from 2 exons. The coding region runs from base 487 to 2079 and encodes 530 amino acids.